Molecule: messenger RNA, 2403 nt
Organism: Hemicordylus capensis (graceful crag lizard)
Lineage: Eukaryota; Metazoa; Chordata; Lepidosauria; Squamata; Cordylidae
Gene: LRRC75B
Product: leucine rich repeat containing 75B
Exons: 4
Coding region: 506-1546 (346 amino acids)
Source: RefSeq, a predicted model, not a curated record
ACAAGGCCCCCCUGGAUGUCUGCACUUGGGAAGCCCCCCCCGCCCUCGCCCCCGCCCCAGGGCCGCUGCCUGCCCGCCUGCCCAGAAGCGUGAUGGCGAGCCUCCGAGUCGGCCUUGCUCAAGUCAGGGCCUGGGGAGGGUUUUUCAAAAAUUAAACCUCUGGAACGCGGAGCGGCUGCUUCAGCCCAGCAAGUGGCGAGAGGGAGCAGCCCGCCGCGGGCUGGCGAGCCGGAGGAGACCUCCGCCCGGGGGCCCCUGGCUGGCUGCGGCAGGCGGGCGCGCUGCUAGUUCGGGCAGCUCCGAGGAGGCACGCCUCGCAGGCGCAGCAACCCCCCUCCGGGAGCCUCUCGGCGGUGCGCGGCACGUGCGCAGGAAAGCGCAGCCGCCGCCGCCGCCGCCUGGUCCUGCGGUUGCGGCGCGGCUCUGCCAGCAGGCGGGGUGGUGGCGGCGGCGGCCCCGUGGCGCGCCUGCCAGGCUCGUCGUCCUCUCCCGCGGCGGCGGCGCCAUGGGCUCUCGGCUCAGCCGGCAGAGCAGCCUGGAGGAGGACGACGAAGACGACCCGCCGGGGGCCCCCAGGAAGGCGAAGGCGGCGGCGGCUCCGCGGCGGCGCAGGGGGGACUUCGCGCUGGCCUCGCUGCUCCGCGCCGGCGGCGGCGGCUCCCAGAAGCUGCCCGGCGUGCUGCGGAAGAGCUGCCCGCUGGCGGCGGCGGCGCCCUACGUGCGGCGGCUGGGCUGGAUCCGCGAGAUCCAGGCGUCCCUCCGCGAGCACCGGCGCGACCAGGCGCUGCACGUCCUCCGGCUCCUGCGCAAGGACCUUGGGCUAGAAGGAACGUUCCUCAAUGAAGUCCUCUACAAGAAUGCCGCUUUCCUUAACCUUGUGGAUCCCAUCUCCCAUGACCUCCUGAUGAGCCUCGCAAGGGACCUGCAGUGCCCCAAAAAGGAGUACGACCCCUGGAAGUCGUCGGACCGGAUCUGCCGGCAGCUGAUCUAUCACCUGACUCCUCAUUCGAAGUGGCACCGUCCUGGAGUCCCUCGCAGGAAGUCUCAGGCGAGCCUGAAGAACAGUUUACAGAAGAAGUUGAGCCAAGAUGCUGUGGAUCUGUCGGGGAUCCCUCUCUCCAUGCGGGACGUCCACCGCAUGGCCUAUUACCUGCAGAACAACGGUGGCAACCUUCGCACAGUGGACCUGAGCUUCACCGACCUGACCGACGACAUGAUGCGCUUGCUGCUGCCGUUUCUGUGGCCGCUGCCCAUCCUCACCCACCUCUCCCUCAACGGGAACCGCCUGACCCGCACCACUGUGAAAGAGCUGACCGACGCCAUGAAGGACCUGAACAAGUUCCCCUUCUUGGCCUGGAUCGAUCUGGGCAACAACGUGGACAUCUCCUCCAUGCCGCAGCCCCUGCUGGUUGGCCUGCGGAAGCGCCUCAGCCAGCAAACCACGCUGCCCACCAUCCACGAGUCCCUGGACUGCGAUUCUGAGCUCUCCAGCGGGCCCGAGAGUAGCCAGAUUGAGGAGGAGGCAUUGCAGCUGGGAUCCGGGUGAGUGGGCAUCCUCGCAGUGAGUGUUCUGACUGCAGAGGGGCCCUUCCGUUGACUCUCUGGUGUGUCUCCUGCCUUGACCAACUUAACUCAUUUCCAGGGAGAGUCCGUUGCUCUUCCCCACUCUCCCCAACCAGUCUUUAUCUCACACACAUCUAAAAGGGGUCUAGGCACUGGCUGUAGCGAGUGCCGACCGCAGCUGGGGGGAAAGGGAACUCCUCAGAUGACAAGAAGCUUGUAGGGCUUGGAAGAACAGGCCCCUUGGUCUGUGGGGCAAAGCCCAGGCUGCCGAGCCUACAGUCAGCUUGCCUUCCCUCCAGUUGUAAGUGUGCAGGGUCUCUGACCCCCAGGGGCAGCAAAGGGGCUGCACCUAAAGGCUGCUCAGACAGCAGUUGGGUUGGAUGCUGAGCACCAGGCCAUCCUGCCUUGCUCUUGGGUUUUUUCUCUCAUCAGAGGGCGAUGGAAUCUCACAUUCAGCAGAGUGAAAGACCAGGGGACAUGCAUUGGGGCUGUCUCGGGAGAUAUCCAAGCUAGGGGCGCAUGAGCCGGCUGGGGGGAUGCAGGCAUCUCUUUGUGGGUUAACUGGAAGCUUUGUAAACUCCACUUUUGUACAAAAAAACAAGGGCUCGUCCUCCCUGGAGACCGUUUGAUACAGAGGCACAAGCAUGCAUGUUUGAAAACAAAAACUGGACUCUGCUUCGCUUGCCGGCUCGCGGGGACUGUGUGACAUCUCAAGGUGGCAUUAACAAGGCUCUGCUUCCAAUGCCUGUGGGGAAACUGGUGCAAAACGUCCCCUGUGUAUUGUCGGUGUUGAUCAUGGCUGUAUGUGACCAACGAUAAUAAACUGGUUUUCCUGGCUAA